AAAUAUAAUUGAUUUAAUAAUAAAAAUUGGGAUUUUUUUAUCAUUUAGUUGUUUUUUAUUUCUAAACAAAUCAUUUUCCAGUGUGGCCUCUUUUAUCCUCAACAACAACAAACCAAAGAGGCUAAAACCUUGACAAAUCCGUGUGCAGCUCAGCAGCUUUGGACUGAAUCUCAGUGUUAAUUCGGAACAUUUCCUCCCGAGAGGUUAGCACUAAAAUGCGGCUGUUAGCUGCUGGUGUCUUCGGGGGCUUAUCGCCUCUGGUUUCAUUGAUGUCUGUCUUUCUUUGUGAAUGAGCGGCGGAGGAGGAAAGGGCACGAUGGAGCUGCGGGCUCUGCGAUAGGCUGCUGCUAGUUGACGUCACCUCCGCCGUGACGCGAUGAACUCAUUCAUAAAAAAAAAAGAAAGAAAACGAGAAGGAGCGCUGAGGAGAAACACAGAGAGAAAGAAGGAGACAAGAAAAGGACGGAGACACGGUUAGGAUGCGCGCGUAAAGGACAGGCGCGGAGUCCACGCACGAUCUGUGCGCCUUGGAGAAGCAGACCAGCGGGAGAAAAACCCACAUAUUUGUAAAAAAAAAUAAGAAGAAGAAGAAGAAGAAAAAUUAAAAUUACAAAAUGCUAAGUGCGAUGGAGGAGCUGGGAGAGAUGGACUGCACGGUGCUGAAGCGGCUCCUGAAGGACGACAGCGCCAAGUGCCUGCUGCUUGACUGCCGCUCCUUCCUCGCCUACAGCGCCGGGCACAUUCGGGGCGCAGUCAACGCCCGCUGCAACACCAUCGUACGGCGGCGGGCGAAGGGCUCCGCGCUCAGCCUGGACCAGAUCCUGGCCGGGGACGACGAGGUCCGGAGCCGCCUGCGCUCUGGGAUGUACUCCGCCGUGGUUGUGUACGACGAGAGGACGCCGGACACGGAGGCGGUGAAGGAGGACAGCACCAUGAUGCUGGUGCUCAACGCGCUGUUCAGGGACUCACUGGGAACGCGCACUUACCUGCUCAAAGGGGGAUACGACAGGUUUUUCUCAGAGUAUCCUGAGUUUUGUAUGAGGACCAAAUCCUUACCGUCCCUCACCAGCCAGUCCAGCAUCGACUCCUCCUGUUCCUCAUGUGGAACGCCACACAAUGAUCAGGGUGGCCCAGUGGAGAUCCUCCCAUUCCUCUACCUCGGCAGCGCCCUUCACGCCUCCAAAAAGGAGGUUUUGGACGCCAUCGGAAUCUCUGCCUUGCUGAACGUGUCAGCCGACUGCCCCAACCACUUCGAGGGCGCCUAUCAGUACAAGUGCAUCCCUGUGGAGGACAACCACAAGGAAGACAUCAGCUGCUGGUUCCUGGAGGCCAUUGAGUUCAUAGAUUCUGUUCGGGACUCCAGUGGACGAGUGCUGGUCCACUGUCAAGCAGGCAUCUCGCGCUCUGCCACCAUCUGCCUCGCCUACCUGAUGAAGAGGAAGCGCAUUCGUCUGGAUGAAGCCUUUGAGUUUGUGCGCCGGCGUCGCAGCAUCAUCUCCCCAAACUUCAGCUUCAUGGGACAACUGCUGCAGUUCGAGUCGCAGGUCCUGGCUACGUCAUGUGCUGCGGAAGCGGCCGCCACUGCGAGCCCGCUGCUCGGACCCAAGUCCACGGUGGCCACCAACUCAGCCACAGCCACGCCCACCUCCCCCUUCAUUUUUAACUUCCCUGUUUCUGUGGUGAACCCUGCGUACCUGCACCACAGCCCAAUCACGACCUCCCCAGGCUGCUGAUGGACAGCCACCCCCACCUCUCGACCCAACUUGAAGGGCAGACUGGGCUGCCAUUGGCUGAAGGAGCUGUCAGUCUCACUGACCUCUGCAGGACGUAGAUGCUUCCAAGGCCCUGAGAUAAAAAACGUCAAGGUGCCUGAUUAAAGACACAGUGAAAGGACUUUGUGAAGUUCAGAAACCAGCUGACGCUCCUUUCCGAUUUCUUCCAGUUGACCAAAACAAAAAAACAAACAAAAAAAAACAAACUGGUUUUCAAAACGUGUUUCCUAAACCAGGUUGAGUGUUGGACCGAUAUUGACUUUCUUCCACCAUGCACAGAGGGACACCGACUCACAAAACCGGAUCCAGAGAGGCCUGCUCAGCAGCAAAACCCUCUUCUUCUCCAUCUCCCGCACACAUCCACCACCACCAACUGAAUAAGCUCAGUAUGAAGACAGCCUGUUGCUAUGGAGAAGUGGUCUUUAGUAGAGGAGAUGGACACAGGAAGGAAGGAGGAAUUUUAAGCAUCCGCUCUUUUCUCUUUGGGUGUCCCUCCUGUUGGCAGACAAAAGAGGUGGAUUGAAAAAAAAAACCGAGGGGAGGAGACAGUGACAGAAAGCAGGAGCCUCUUCAGUGACAGGUGCUCUGCCGGGGAUCCGACCGGAGCUUCCUGUCCUUCAUGCGUCCUCUUCCUCCCUUCCGUCUCUCCCCCACCUUCCUCUCAUCUCCUUUUCAUCUCUUUAUGUCGCCUGCCUCCUCCUCCUCCUCAUCUUUGCCUCUCAUCUUCAUCCUGCCCUAUCCCCUCCAUCCCUUCCUACAGCUGUCUCCUCACUGAGGAGUUCAAAUUAAGAAAAGGAGAUGACAAAUAAAAGGCCAUGCCCCUUUUAUGUGGAGUGGGAAACCCCACUUCAAGUUUCUGAUACACUUUGGGAAAGUCCUUUUGCUAAAUGACGUUAUUUUUCCUGAAAAACCACCACAUGGAGUGAAGAAAAUGGCAAUUUAAGUAAACAGCAUCCCCUUUUUUAAAGGGACAUUUAUAAAAAUGUUGAAUUUUUCAGGGGUUUGGCCAAAAUAAUUAGGCAAAAACUAUGAGGAUGCCCACUGUUUUUUCAUUUGUAUUGUUAAAUUGAGGCCUUGUUUUUCGAAGACCACAUGGGAGAAUUUAGAGCACAUCAUCCCCCAGAAACAGCUUUAGGAUAGGACCAAAUGUUGUAUUGUUUAAAAAAAAAAAACCUUUGAGACCUGGACACCAAUUCUUCUUACUCAACCCUUGUGCUAUCUUA
Oryzias latipes (Japanese medaka) is the source of this 2995-nucleotide messenger RNA. RefSeq names its product dual specificity phosphatase 4 (gene dusp4). Gene Ontology annotation, molecular function: MAP kinase tyrosine/serine/threonine phosphatase activity. Lineage: Eukaryota; Metazoa; Chordata; Actinopteri; Beloniformes; Adrianichthyidae. Gene Ontology annotation, biological process: negative regulation of MAPK cascade; protein dephosphorylation; endoderm formation. Gene Ontology annotation, cellular component: cytoplasm; nucleus. The record is from RefSeq and is a predicted model, not a curated record.